AUGCUGGUUGAAAAUUCAACAGCUGAAUCGUCCAGUUCAGCCAAUUUGUCUACUUCUGUUGGCUCAAAUGUCUUUGUUGCUCUUCAAAGUAGCUCGUCAAUCAAUGUGUCUGAGUUUGAGCUUGCACUUAAGGCUUUGCCAAUGAAAGUACAUGCCAGCACUGCCGCAAUUUACAGAAUGCCCUUAGAACAUUGGAAGUAUCCAUACACUGUUGGGCCCACUGAAUUUGUUAUUGCCUCCUUCAAAGAAUUUGUUUUCAAGCAAACAUAUAUAAAAAGUGUUUCAGUAGAGACUGAUGUUAGAACACAAAUUGGCUUAAGAACAGAAGAUAACAAAGAAAGACAAUUGACUUUGCUCCAAAGUCGAGAAGUUGGAUGGCCAUCUUCCAAGAAGACUAAAGAAGCGAUUGAAUUGCUCAAGUAUAAACACGACCUUGUUUACGACAAAGUACAAACAAACAUAGAUAGAGCAGCCCAUUAUGUGAUUCGGGACUCUUAUAAGUCUGGCAAACUUAUAAGAGUCCUGAAGAGCCUUUGGACUUCUGACAGCAAAUCAGGCUUGUGCGAGAUGUUUUCUAUCUCUUCCUGCCACCAUAUACUACUUAGGGAUCAGGAUUUGAGAAAUUUAAACUUUGCGUAUUGCUUUUGCACAAUCAUUCCAAAGAAACAGCACAAAGAAAUGCAACAGGCUCUUGCUUUAGUUUUUAGUCUAGACAAGGGCAAGACUCUGAAGGAAGGAAAAGUCAAAUUUGCAUGUGCCAUUUGCCAUGAAAACGUAUUCAGAUGUCCUUUUGGUGCAUUUGCCUUUUUUAUGUUCAGUUUGCUUCAAAAAACUGCAAAAAAGGCACUUGCAGAUGAAGAGAUAUACACCACACAAGUAAUACAUGGUGGCCGUCAUGCUGGGUCAAUGGAAGCUGAGGGCUUAAGGAUAUCUUUUGAUCUGAUCAAGCAAGAAGGAGGAUGGAAGGAUCGACUUGGUCGUUUGGAGACCCAUUACUUGGGUAAACUCCCAUCUCCUUUUGCCAGAGGUAUGGCUGGCUUUUGGGAAAAGCCUUUCUCACUAGCAAGAAAUGGCGUGUCACUGCCAAUGGAAUUACAAAAGAUGAAGGAGAUGAAUGAAGUUGAUAAGAACGAGGAUGAGGAUGAAAACAUCAUAAAUUUGGAGAUAGAUGAAAAAGCAGAUUCCGUAGAAUUCGUGGAGGAAGAUGGAAGAUUGCAAAGAAUAAUCUUACAAGAUGCAGCCAUUUACUUGUACUUGAACAAAGAAAACAAGCACAUUCACACAAGAAACCUUCCGUUCUCAAGUAACAGCUUCAGAAUGUUUCAAGAGGAUAUUAUAGCUGCCAUUACCAGCCCUUCCAUUGGUAGACUAGAAGAGUAUAAAAGCCUUGUUCCUAACAUUGUCAAUAUGAACAAAGAGGUAGCCAACAGAGUGACAGAAGUAAAUCAUCGGAUCAUAUAA
Molecule: messenger RNA, 1461 nt
Organism: Phycomyces blakesleeanus NRRL 1555(-)
Lineage: Eukaryota; Fungi; Mucoromycota; Mucoromycetes; Mucorales; Phycomycetaceae
Exons: 6
Coding region: 1-1461 (486 amino acids)
Molecular function (GO): DNA binding
Source: RefSeq, a predicted model, not a curated record